AGCCGGUGAUUUGACUGCUCUACUUCCUCAAAAUGUAAACAUUGCUCACCACAAGGCACUGUGAAGUUAAACAGCAAGUCAUGAAUGGUACAGUGUGUGCUAAAUUAUUUGCAAAACACGGUGUUACUUUAGUAGAGAGCCAUAAAGUAGCUGCGAAUUGAAAAAGCUGGAUCGAAGAGGGUUUAAGGAUUUGUAUGCUGUGAGGGAAUGGGUCCCAUCCUUAAAUGGACCAAAUGGAGAACAGUGGGAGCGACGAGGUGGAAAAAUUGAAGACAAAGUUCUUGUCAGUGUGGCACAAUGUAAAGUACAGUUGGGCUCUGAAGUCGAAGACCUCAUUCAGUAGAAAUUCCCCAGUGCUUCUUCUGGGUAAAUGUUACCAUUUUAAGGCUGAAGAUGAUGACAGUCUUACAGAAGCCUGCGGUGAAGCGUCAGAUGAGGACUUUGUCAUGGGAAAUGUGGAGGCUUUCCGGAAGGAUUUUGCAUCCAGACUGUGGCUGACUUACAGAGAGGAAUUCCCUCCUCUGCCUGGCUCUACACUGACCUCAGACUGUGGCUGGGGAUGCAUGCUCAGAGCUGGACAGAUGAUGCUGGCUCAGGGACUUGUACUGCAUUUACUGGGCAGAGAUUGGACGUGGUCAGAGGCACUGUCACUCCAACCUUUAGACACAGAGACGUGGACGACUGUUGCAGCCAAACGUCUGGUUGCGUCUCUGGAGUCCUCUCUGCAGGGCUCCCACAGCCCACCUAGUCCUGGAUCACCAGUCAUGAACCCGUCCCAGGGUCUCGGAUCUGCAGAGGAGGCAGAUUCACAUUUGAAAGACAUGUACCACCGCACUUUAGUGUCCUGGUUUGGGGACAGUCCCUCUGCGCAUCUGGGCCUUCACAGGCUGGUCCGCUUAGGCCUGACAAUGGGGAAACAGGCCGGAGACUGGUACGGACCUGCUAUUGUGGCACACAUCCUCAAGAAAGCUGUUGAAGAAGCGAUGGACCCUGUCUUGGCGGGUAUAACUGCCUACGUCUCCCAGGACUGCACAGUGUACAGUGCUGAUGUUAUCGACAGCCAUAGGGCGCCAAGAGCAGGGCCUGACCCUACUGCCAAAUCAGACGCUCCUCCUUCAUGCGAUGAACAAGCGUCUGCGUCCAGUCCACCAGACAACCGGGCUGUCAUCAUCCUCAUCCCUGUGAGGCUCGGAGGAGAGAAAACCAACCCUGAAUACUUUAACUUCGCAAAGAGCAUACUAAGUCUGGAGUACUGCUUAGGCAUCAUUGGAGGGAAACCCAAACAGGCCUGCUACUUUGUGGGAUUUCAAGAUGACUGCUUGAUUUACAUGGAUCCUCAUUACUGUCAGUCUUUUGUGGAUGUCAGCACCAGCGAUUUCCCUCUCCAGUCAUAUCAUUGCCCCUCACCAAAGAAGAUGCCUUUCAGCAAGAUGGACCCAAGCUGCACCAUAGGAUUUUACUCUAGAAAUGUUAAAGACUAUGAGAGAAUCAGCCAGGAGUUAUCAAAGGUGCUGCAGCCAUCUGCUAGGGAGAAAUACCCAGCGUUCACUUUCAUGCAAGGUCAUGGCAGAGAUUAUGACCUGUCAGCAGGCCUGACCCCAGAGAAGAGAGAAUGGCCCUUCAUCCGGAGGACGGUCACCACCACCGGGGACUUUGUGCUGCUUUGACAGCACGAUUCCAGACUACUGACAGGGAACUUCCUUUUUUAAUGAAUCGUACUGUUUGCCAUCUAAAGCCUUGUGUCAGACACUGUUGAGACACAUGAUGCUUUUGAAAGAAAUUCUUUGAAACUAACAUGAAGCAAUUUUGGUCAAAACAAGUUAACUAAGAUGUUGACAUCAAGUUUUGGUACUCUGGUGUAUUUAAUAACCUACGUAUUUUAUGCACAUAAUGAUGUAAGAGACACAUCUGCAGGAACACCAGCCACUUUACACUGUUAUUUUUAAUACCGUGGCUUAGAAACCAAUUUGGGAGAGAUUUGUUGUCUUUUUUUCUGUUUCUGUUUGGCAAGGUACUGCCACAUUAUGCAGAGGUUUUCAGUUGGGUUAGCAUUGAACUACAUGGAGGAGAGCAAGGUAAAUGUUUUAAUUAAUAUGGAUCAAGGGACCUGUAAUAGACCAAGCAAAGUAUUGUGAACAUUUCUGCCAAAAGCAUUUCAUCAAAGAAAUUGUUUGCCAAGUCAAAACAUUACUUUUACUAUUUAUUGUUAGCUCUUUUUUUUCUUAAAGCAGUAAUACACACUGGUGUAUGUGGCAUGAAUUGAGUGUUUUUAGUGGUAUUAUUUCACUAAGUUAGGCAUCAGUUAGUGAUCAGUGAUGACAGGAGAUUUGGUCAAGUGGAUCAUGAUAUGUACUAUACCUCACCAAGCACUGCCUGCACUAAAAUCUCACAAUGGGAUAUGUCUAAUUAAAAAUGGAGCAGCAGCAGAAGUCAGAUUCAGUUACAGUUAAGUUAUUCACGAAGACGAAUUUAUAUAUAGAGGCAAUAUAUAUGACAAAGACAUCACAGCUGUAAUUAAUGUCCAUAUUAAUAUUUCUAUUUGUAUAUGCUGUGUGCAAUUAACAUUUGCAGAGCCAUUUAAGCAUUAUUUCUGACACAAACAACUCCUUGUGUAACUUUUCUAAUAGUAUUUCCCAAAAUAUUUCUAAAUGUAUUAGAUACAUGCCAAAUCUGCACCACAGCAGUGACUGAAUUAAUGAUCAAAUGCUGUUCUUGCUAAACACUUUUAUGGUAACGUCACUCUAACACACACCCUGAAGUAUUCUGAAUCGGAACCUCACAUGCUUUCCUGCAUAUCCUGUUUUUCUUAAAUUAAUUCAUGAAAUUAAUUUCUGCAAUGUAAAAUGGGUUCACACUAUGCAAGAGAGUUGAAUAAAGUGAAAAUAUCUGACUUUCUUAA
This is a messenger RNA of Sphaeramia orbicularis (orbiculate cardinalfish), 2899 nucleotides long. It is a transcript of the gene atg4c, whose product is annotated as autophagy related 4C, cysteine peptidase. Bases 225 to 1667 code for a protein of 480 amino acids. Gene Ontology annotation, molecular function: cysteine-type endopeptidase activity; protein-phosphatidylethanolamide deconjugating activity. Gene Ontology annotation, biological process: protein delipidation; protein processing; C-terminal protein lipidation. The record is from RefSeq and is a predicted model, not a curated record. Gene Ontology annotation, cellular component: cytoplasm. The transcript has 11 exons. NCBI's taxonomy places the organism in Eukaryota, Metazoa, Chordata, Actinopteri, Kurtiformes, Apogonidae.